AAAAUUACGAGGGUGUACCAAAUGUUUGGUAUACUCAGUGUAUGUAGUAAUUAAGAGCUCUCUCAAUAACCAUUCUCACGAUAGCAUAUUGGUAGUUGUCAGUGACAAAUAUCAAAGCUAAGCAGGGCUGGGAUUGGUUAAAACCCUGGAUGGGAGACCAAAUGAAUAGCUGUAGAUAGAUCAAUUCUCCAUUAGGAGGUGGUAGCCAGCCUAUUGUUUUAUUUUCUCAUAGUGGAUAUAGUGAUGUUGUUUCACAGUUUCAAAUUCCACACAUUUUAUACAAGUUUGUCUAUCUUGAGAAUUCGUUACAAUGAUGACAUAAUCUGUGGUUGAUUCCAUGUCAGAAUACGUUGACAAAUUACGUUGAUUUAACCAGUUUGUGCCCAGUGGGUAGUAACUUGAAGAGUGACUUACCCAGCACCCACUUCUGCAUGGUGCACGGUGUGAUCAUGGUCAAUUAUGCAUGCUUUCGUUAAUCUUUCGAUUUGUGCUGGUUGUAUUAGUUCUGGAAAGCAUGGUCUUUCUCUGAUUUCAUUUGGAAUAUUUCGAUUUCCAUUCAGAAGAGAUUCUUCAGACACUCUGUCUCCUUCUCGUCCUCACCCUCGUCCUCACCCUCGUCCCACCCCUCUGUCCAGACAUACCUCAGUGAAGGUGAAGAAAGAGAGGAAAAAAGCUCCUCCUGACCCUAAUGCCCCGCUUCCUCCUCUUCAUCCUCAUCCUUCUAUGCCCACUGCAGCAGAGGUCAAGAAGGAGAGAAAAGAGUCGUCAGAUUACAAACCCGUUUCUCUGAAGGUGACGUCAUCUGACCAUGUGAAAAAGGACAGAAAAGACUCAGAUAGCAAAGUGCCCAAAAGACCAUCUGUUGAUGCCAAGAAAGAAAGAAAGGAUUUGUCAGAUUCCAAACCAAAACCUGCUAAAAGGCAGAGUCUGGACUCGUCAGAUUCCAAACAAAAACCUCCUAAAAGGCCAAGUCUGGAUGGCAAGAAAGACAGGAGGGACUCUAUGGAUUCCAAGACUGGCAGCUCACCCUCAGCUAAGAAGCUCUCUAGCGAGAUGAAAGAAUCUCAUGGCUCCAAGUCCUCUCACCCUGGCCCUCUGCAGAGAAAGUCCUCAACGGACAGUAUUGAACGGAGAGGGAAACCAGAGAUGCCAAAGAUCCCAACCACCCCCACCAGUCCCAUGUCCCCCCCCUUCAGCUCAGCAGGGGUUCCCCUGUCCCCCCACCUGGCCACUGGAGAAACCAUCAGGGACAAGUGCAUCGAGAUGCUGGCUGCUGCUCUACGCACAGAUGACAACUUCAAAGAAUUUGGGACAAACUGUGAUUCCAUGGCAGCAGAGAUUGAAGAUCAUAUUUACAAGGAGAUGGGAGCCACAGAUAUGAAGUAUAAAAACAGGGUGCGAAGCCGCAUCAGCAACCUGAAGGACCCCAAAAACCCUGGGCUGCGGAGGAACGUCCUGGCUGGAGGCAUCGAGCUGAGACGCUUCGCCAUCAUGUCUGCUGAGGAGAUGGCUAGUGAUGAGCUGAAGCAGCUGAGGAACAAUCUGACUAAGGAGGCCAUUAGGGAACACCAGCUGUCCAAAACCAGCGGUACAAUUUCUGACCUGUUUCAGUGCAGCAAGUGCAGCAAAAAGAACUGCACAUACAACCAGAUGCAGACCCGCAGCGCUGACGAGCCUAUGACCACUUUUGUUCUGUGUAACGAGUGCGGGAACCGCUGGAAGUUCUGCUGAUGUGGCCCAGCUCCAAUGACGAUGUUGCAGACCACAUUGAACAACUGACGACUCCGUUUUUUUUCUAUGAGGGGAAAGGGGGUUAUAACGUUUAGCGAUGAGUCAUUUUACAAAAACAAAAAAUGAAUACUUACGAUUAAUAAUUUACUUUUUAAGAUGUGCAUGCCCAUGUGCUUUUAAUGGGGGUUGAAAACAUUUUAUUAAGAGGCAGGGGUUGAGACAGUCUCCAGAUGGAUGGCAGUGUCAUUUAAUCUGUCCUGGUUGGACACAGGUAAUUCAAUGGUGCUGAGGAGAUGCAGCAGUCUUUUAUGAAUUUCACAGACAACAAAAUUGUUUUAUGCAUCUCUUAAUUUUUUUGUAUAUUCUAUUUAAAUCCGCAAAGACCACAGAACAAAUCAGAAAUACAGUAUGAAAGUUUAUCAUGCAACCCGUUUCAAUUAAAACAUAUUUCUUGUUAAAAUCUCAAGCCGCAACUUCUGAGGUUUUAUUGUCACCGUUUGGGCUUCAGUUUGGGCUUCAGGGAAUAAUAUGAUUAUUUUGUCUAGAUAAGGUAAAGACCAAAAAACUGUAUUUAUGUCAUUUGUGGGUUUCGCUCUGUGACAUUUCAAAAGAGCAGCUAAAAUGUCCAGAAAUAUUUAUGAAUAAGUGGAGUUGAUUAUUUUCAUAUGUACUGUAUAAUAUCUAGAAUAGUAGUAACAUAUUUGCCUACAUAUUGCUUUGCAUCAUAACAGAAUGAGUAAACAGUAUAAAAAUUAUACUAAUUUAUGAACAAUUAUGUCAUUGUCAAAUUGUGUUUGAACAACAGGUGAAAUGGAAAGUCAAAAUACUCUACCAAUAAGAGUAGCCACAAGAUGGCGGGGAAGAGUAAUUUAUCCUGUAAGAGCACCCACUUGCAAAUGACCUAUCAUUUAGGGAGUGAAUGUUAUUCAUAAUGAGGGUUACAUGGAGAAAAUCGGACCUCUCUGAAAUGAAAAUGGACGGCCCUUCAGCAAAAUAUAUUUUACCUAAC
This is a messenger RNA of Coregonus clupeaformis (lake whitefish), 2740 nucleotides long. Its product is annotated as transcription elongation factor A protein 3-like. The coding region runs from base 460 to 1731 and encodes 423 amino acids. The transcript is spliced from 13 exons. Gene Ontology annotation, cellular component: nucleus. Gene Ontology annotation, biological process: DNA-templated transcription; transcription elongation by RNA polymerase II. NCBI's taxonomy places the organism in Eukaryota, Metazoa, Chordata, Actinopteri, Salmoniformes, Salmonidae. Gene Ontology annotation, molecular function: zinc ion binding; nucleic acid binding. The record is from RefSeq and is a predicted model, not a curated record.